Molecule: messenger RNA, 693 nt
Organism: Pongo pygmaeus (Bornean orangutan)
Lineage: Eukaryota; Metazoa; Chordata; Mammalia; Primates; Hominidae
Product: N-acetyltransferase 8
Exons: 1
Coding region: 10-693 (227 amino acids)
Molecular function (GO): N-acetyltransferase activity
Source: RefSeq, a predicted model, not a curated record
AGUCUGUCCAUGGCUCCUUAUCACAUCCGCAAAUACCAGGAGAGCGACCGCCAGUGGGUCGUGGGCUUGCUCUCCCGGGGGAUGGCUGAGCACGCCCCAGCCACCUUCCGGCAAUUGCUGAAGCUACCUCGAACCCUCAUACUCUUACUUGGGGGGGCCCUUGCCCUACACCUGGUCUCCGGCUCCUGGCUUCUGGCCCUCCUUUUCAGCCUCAGCCUCCUCCCUGCCCUGUGGUUCCUUGCCAAAAAACCCUGGAUGGAGUAUGUAGACAUGGCAUUGCGCACAGACAUGUCUGACAUCACCAAAUCCUACCUGAGUGAGCGUGGCUCCUGCUUCUGGGUGGCUGAGUCUGAAGAGAAGGUGGUGGGCACGGUAGGAGCUCUGCCUGUUGAUGAUCCCACCUUGAGGGAGAAGCAGUUGCAGCUGUUUCAUCUCUCUGUGGACAGUGAGCACCGUGGUCAGGGGAUAGCAAAAGCUCUGGUCAGGACUGUCCUCCAGUUUGCCCGGGACCAGGGCUACAGUGAAGUUAUCCUGGACACCGGCACCAUCCAGCUCUCUGCCAUGGCCCUCUACCAGAGCAUGGGCUUCAAGAAGACGGGCCAGUCCUUCUUCUGUGUGUGGGCCAGGCUAGUGGCUCUUCAUACAGUUCAUUUCAUCUACCACCUCCCUUCUUCUAAGGUAGAGAGUCUAUGA